UAAAUUUUUACGUCUUCGCCGAUUCGCGCGCAAAACUCACGACUUGGCCUUGACUGGCUGGGCUGAUUUUGAUUGGGUCCUGACCUGAGGCUGAACGACCCACCAGCUAUAAUCGGGGGACAUUUCUGGUCGCUCAUCACACCUUCCACCAACCUCUUUUCAACAUCACUUUUUGGCGCGCACUCUGUCAUAGGUGACGCACAUUUGAGAAACGUAGCAUGAGCCAGCCCUCGUCGACGGCCGCGCCUUCUACGUCCUCCAACCAACCAACCACCAAUCGCAGCGUGGUGAACGGAUCUGGCAAAGCGAAGGCCACUCCAUUCAACUACGCUGCAGCUGCAGGAAAGGCCACAGUCGCCGCCGCUGCAUCACCCAACACUGGAUCUCCUGCUGCUG
This is a messenger RNA of Ceraceosorus bombacis, 396 nucleotides long. The record is from the annotation of a GenBank genome assembly. Lineage: Eukaryota; Fungi; Basidiomycota; Exobasidiomycetes; Ceraceosorales; Ceraceosoraceae.